AUGUCCCAAUUAGAGAGAAUAAGAAGCUCUCCUAUAUACGAACCAAGAAGAAAUGACCGUGAGCUACUGAUCAGUGGGUCUAGCAGUAUCCACGAUUAUGAUCCUCACAACACAUCCCAGAUCUCCGUGAGCAAAUCGACCAAAGAUGACAAUUAUCUCGCCAGCGUCUCACAAAAACGAGCCUUUUCCCAACCGAUGAUCACUGGUAGUUCUCAACCAGCAUCAAGGUUCAAUUUCAGAAAAACUAGUGCCGACUUUGCUGGGUAUGGCAGCUCGGGACCUAAAGCAGGGAUUCCCAGAAGAAGCACCGCCAUAGGUAGUGGGAGAUACGAUAUUAGCCCCCAGAUAUCGAAGUCUAGUAGCACCAAUGUUUUCAGGGAUAAGAGUUAUACUUUUGAUGAAGGAGCAGAAUUGGGGCCUGCUUUUGAAAGCUACGCGGCGGGAGAUAAUCUUGAUGACUCGAAGCGAGGCAGUAGCGCUUCCAAUAGAGAUUCGUUUUAUUUCCGUGAUUAUUCUGAUUUGGGUAUAGCAACCGGCUCUGCUUUGAAAAAUUCCAAGAAUAAUAAUAAUAAUAAUAAUAAUAGUAAUAACAAUAGCAAUAUUAAUAAUGCCUACGAUACAGAGUAUCCUCGCCAAGUGGAUAAGAUUCCUUCUGUGCAGCCAACGGUGAAUUACCAAGAUAAGUUAUGGACGCAGAUUGACGUUUUGGAUGACGUUAAAAAAAUGUCAAAUGAAGCAAUUGAGAAUAAUUCGUUCUUCACCCCGCAAUAUGAAAACAAUUUGAAAGACUUGAAGAAAACUCAGAUGAAUUUGUUGACUUCGGUUAAGAAGUUGGAGAAAAAAUUGGACAGCAGCUUUGACCAAAAGAAAGUUUGGUUUGAAUUCGAUAUUGAUUUGGACAGGCUCAAAGAAUUGAAGUAUUUAUACAACAAGGACUAUUUUGAGAAUGUGCAAUCUAGUAUUGAAGAUGUGCGGAAGAAAUUAGAUGACGUGAGCCGGUUGAUGAAGACCGAAGAAAAUGAAGAAUGCUCAGAAGCAAUGGGUACAGAAGACAAUACAAAAGAUACUUUACUGAGAGAAAUUAUGGAUAAAUAA
Saccharomycopsis crataegensis is the source of this 1095-nucleotide messenger RNA. RefSeq lists its product as uncharacterized. The record is from RefSeq and is a predicted model, not a curated record. Lineage: Eukaryota; Fungi; Ascomycota; Saccharomycetes; Ascoideales; Saccharomycopsidaceae. The transcript has a single exon. Bases 1 to 1095 code for a protein of 364 amino acids.